UUUCAUCCUCCACGCUGACGUCUCGGACGACAGUUCCGCAUUCCGGGACCUCCCCGCUCCUCGGUCAGUACAUAAGCGGGGCUGACGCAACGGCGCCCGGUCACUCACAGUACUACCAUCCGUCGGUGCUCCCAAUACCCGAAGCGCACCACCGACCCACACUUCCCCGCCUCUAUCGCCUCGUCUCUCGGACGCAUUCCAGCGUCCGCACCAAAUUGCAUCAUUGCUAAAAGAAGACUGCCAACUUAUCUCUGACGGCGGAGGCGGCCGGCGUGGAGGACAUGAUGCCGGGUCAGAUACCGGAGCCCUCGCUAGCCCCGGGCUCACUGCCCAGCCUGGGCCCGCUGGCCGGGAUCUCGGCCACCACGCUGACGGACCAGCUCAAGCUGCACGCCGACUUCAGGCAGCUGGGCGCCAUGCUGCACCCUCUGCACUUCCUGGACCGGCUGGGCAAGAGGCCGCUGCCCAUCAAGACAGAGAUGGACGAGGACGACGAUAGGAGGAAACGACGGCGGGAGAAGAACAAGGUGGCUGCCGCGCGAUGCCGGAACAAAAAGAAGGAGAGGACGGACUUCCUUCAAAAGGAGUCGGAGCGUCUGGAGACGGUGAACUGCGACCUGAAGGCCCAGAUCGAGGAGCUGCGUGUGGAGCGCCAGCAGCUCAUGGUGAUGCUCAACCUGCACCGGCCCACCUGCAUCGUGAGGACCGACAGCGUCAAGACCCCCGACGGGGAGGCCAACCCCCUGCUGGAGCAGCUAGCCCGGACCCCGCCCAAGUGAAGCAGACCACAGCGACACAAACAACAACAACAACAACAACAACAACAACGACGACGACGACGACGACAACAACACAGGCACUGAUCGAAAUCAAUUGAAUCAAAACGACAACAAACUGAAAAACUGAAACUAGCAAACCCUCAAUCGAGCACUACUGCGGCGGCCAUUUUCUGUGACUCAAGGGGAAGAAGAAGAGGGAGACGAGGAGGAGGAGGAGGAGGAGAUGGAGAGAGAGGAAGGACAGAACGGACACACUUGUCUACAUAAGCACUUGAGCUCUGAGCUGGAGCAUUCAGAGACUCGCCUUCAGGGGCACAGAGACCUCAGAGGGGGAGGGGGGGGGGGGGCUUGCUACACGAGCUGGCUCUAUCCAAUCAGAAGACUAGGAGGACCCCCCCCUCCCCCCUCCCAUCCCUGUUUAUCUGCAUUAACUCCUUUCUUUUUUUUGUACUUUCUGGUUGGCUUUUUGUUGACAAACCCGCCGUGCCUCAUCGCUACCGUAACCGUGGUUACACAAUGGGACACACAGGGAGGAGAGUGGAACGACUGGAAGCCGAACAGACUCGACACACUAACGCCAAGACGGUGCUCUGUCACAAAACGCCUGAGUCAGGGGUGUGUGUGCGUGUGUUUGUGUGUAUGCGUGUGCGUGUGUGGUUGCGUUAGCCUGUGUGUGUGUGUGUGUGUGUGUGUGUGUGUGUGUGUGUGUGUGUGUGUGUGUGUGUGUGUGUGUGUGUGUAGGAGCCAACAAGGCGAAGUGUUUCCGCGGUUUUCCUUCGUAUUCUAGUAAAAUAUAUACAUGCGUUUUUUUUUUAAGCAUUUGAUACUCGAACACCAAAACAGAAAAGAGAGAGAGCGAGAGACAGAGAGCGAGCGACAGAGGCGACAUCUCUGCUCGGGUUUUUAUAAUGUUGUGGUUGGUUUUAUACGAUACGGUUGAACCAGUCCUUGCGUGUUGGCGCAGGCGUCACGACAAAGCACAUAUACUAAAACACAUGGAAUGUUUACACGCGUGUUCCUUCGGCCAUGUUGUCUGUCCAUUAUUGUACCUGUUUUAUACGGCUUUAUACAUGACAAUACGUAAAACAUAUAUUAUGACAUGCUUGUCGGUCACUUGAUGUGAUCGAGUUUUAAACUUUAUUAUUAGGCUUACGGUCUACUCUUUUUUUUGUUUUUCUUAAGUCCACUUUUGUGUUUUUAUUGCGCUGUUAAACAGACGUAAGGAAUUAAGCAGAAAUCGUAAUCCGCUGAGCAGAAAUUCAAUUUCAAUGUUUUCAACUUGCACCUACUAUGUAUCUUUAUUAGUCUGUAUGGAAUAAAUUUUAUUUUCAAACUA
Messenger RNA from Gadus macrocephalus (Pacific cod), 2115 nucleotides. Its product is annotated as jun dimerization protein 2-like. Gene Ontology annotation, cellular component: nucleus. The transcript has 5 exons. NCBI's taxonomy places the organism in Eukaryota, Metazoa, Chordata, Actinopteri, Gadiformes, Gadidae. Gene Ontology annotation, molecular function: DNA-binding transcription factor activity, RNA polymerase II-specific; RNA polymerase II cis-regulatory region sequence-specific DNA binding. The record is from RefSeq and is a predicted model, not a curated record. Gene Ontology annotation, biological process: regulation of transcription by RNA polymerase II. The coding region runs from base 282 to 779 and encodes 165 amino acids.